Indicator indicator is the source of this 2074-nucleotide messenger RNA. It is a transcript of the gene SLC30A9, whose product is annotated as solute carrier family 30 member 9. Gene Ontology annotation, cellular component: membrane; nucleus. Gene Ontology annotation, molecular function: monoatomic cation transmembrane transporter activity. The transcript has 18 exons. Lineage: Eukaryota; Metazoa; Chordata; Aves; Piciformes; Indicatoridae. Gene Ontology annotation, biological process: positive regulation of transcription by RNA polymerase II; transmembrane transport; zinc ion transport. Bases 16 to 1725 code for a protein of 569 amino acids. The record is from RefSeq and is a predicted model, not a curated record.
GCUCCGGUCGCCGCCAUGAUGCCGGCCCUGGCAGCCCAGCGGCGGGGCUGCCGCGGCCUCUACCGCCUGUACCUGCGGUGCCAGGCGCCGCCGCUACCCCGCGCCUGCCACGGAUGGCAAGCUUUAGUGAAAAGUGGGAGUCUGUCUUAUAUUCUACCAUGCAAUCGUCUGCCUGUGCAGUUGAUAAGACAAGUGAGAGUUUAUACAUCCAAUGGUCAGAAAAAAGAUCUUGGAUCAGAAGACACAAAUGGAUCAACCCCUGAAGAAACCCCAAAUAAAGCUGGAACAGGACAAGAUACGAGAGGUGCAGGGCAAAAGCAGCCUUCAAUGAAAGAGCCCAUUCAAGUGAAAGUGAAAGCAGUUCUGAAAAAAAGAGAGUAUGGACCAAAAUACACACAGAAUAAUUUCAUCACUGGAGUCAGAGCAAUAAAUGAGUUUUGUCUUAAAUCCAGUGAUUUAGACCAGCUGAGGAAAAUUAAACGGCGAAGCCCCCAUGAUGACACUGAGACUUUCACCGUGUACCUGAGAUCAGAUGUCGAGGCAAAGUCUCUUGAAGUCUGGGGGAGUCCAGAGGCUCUUGCUAGAGAGAGAAAGCGGCGUAAAGAGGCAGAGAUCAAGUACAGAGAAAAUCUAUUUAGAAACCAAAGGCUGUUGUGGGAAUACAAGGAGUUCUUUGGAAAUACUAAGCCACGCUCCAGUGCAGCAGCUAUGUUUUUCAAGGGACCAGGGAAGGUGGUAAUGGUAGCUAUUUGCAUAAAUGGGUUGAAUUUUUUCUUUAAGCUACUUGCUUGGGUUUACACGGGUUCUGCAAGUAUGUUUUCAGAAGCCAUACAUUCUUUAGCAGAUACAUGUAAUCAGGCCUUGCUAGCUUUGGGCAUCAGUCAGUCUGCAAGGACGCCUGACCCUAGUCAUCCGUAUGGUUUCACAAACAUGCGCUAUAUUGCCUCCCUGAUCAGUGGGGUUGGUAUUUUCAUGAUGGGUGCAGGACUUUCUUGGUAUCAUGGGAUCAUAGGUUUACUCCAGCCUCAUCCUAUAGAAUCUCUCCUCUGGGCAUACUGCAUUUUAGCAGGGUCACUGGUGUCUGAAGGAGCUACUCUUCUGGUUGCUAUCAACGAAAUUCGCAGGAGUGCUCGAGCCAAGGGGCUGUCAUUUUAUCAAUAUGUUGUGCAGAGUCGUGAUCCUAGCACAAAUGUGGUGUUACUGGAGGAUGCUGCAGCAGUUCUGAGCGUGGCCGUAGCUGCUACCUGUAUGGGUCUGACAUCUUUAACAGGAAACCCUUACUAUGACAGCGUGGGGUCUCUAGGUGUUGGGACUUUGCUAGGAACUGUGUCAGCAUUUCUCAUCUACACCAACACUGAAGCCCUGCUGGGUCGAUCCAUUCAACCUGAGCAGCUGCAGCGACUCACGGAGUUACUGGAAAGCGAUCCUGUAGUGAGAGCAAUUCAUGAUGUUAAAGCCACAGACAUGGGAAUGAGCAAAGUGAGAUUCAAGGCAGAAGUAGACUUUGAUGGACGGGUUGUUACUCGUUCUUACCUGGAAAAACAAGACAUUGAUCAGCUGCUACAAGAAAUUCAGCAAGUGAAAACCCUUGAAGAAUUAGAAGCUUUCAUGCUUAAACAUGGUGAGAAUAUCAUUGACACUCUAGGAGCUGAAGUAGACAGACUUGAGAAGGACCUAAAGCAACGAAAUCCUGAUGUUCGUCAUGUGGAUUUGGAGAUACUAUAGACAUGGCAGAAGAAAUCUUCAGGUUGGAAGGAAGUCAUGUCAAGGGCUGAAAAGCUUCUGAGAGGGCAGUGACCACAGCACCAUACCUCGCUUACUUUUGCUGUAGGCUUCCUGGACUGUUAGCACUGCUGCUGGUUCUGGAGAAGGACUUAGACUGACAGACAAAAAUGUCCAUGGCAGAAUCAGUUUUGAAAAGCUACUUGGCUGAAAUCCCACAGGAGAGUCUGCCUGAGUGUAUUUACUGCAAUUCAGAACUUAAGACUUGAGGCUUGGUUAGGCAAAUAGAGCUGCCUGAAAAUAGAAAACACACUUAGUUUUGUAUUUUUUUUUCCCAUUUGUGUCCCUUUGC